CCUCUACUAUCAGAGGGCUGGAAGAGUCGGGAAAAAAACUAGCGAGCGAUCGACAUAAACUCGGACUGCAAACUUUCUCCUCACACCGAUACCUCGAAGAAAUGGAGCUGGGAUUAUGGAAUUAAAGCCCGGAUCGCUUGCGAUGGAGAUGUUAUUGCUGGGUCUGCUGCUUUGUUGUAGUCUGACUGUGAUUCGCGGUUCUCCCCUGUUGCUCUUUGCCAACCGACGGGAUGUUCGGCUCGUGGAUGCCGAGGAAGGCCGGACGGAAUCCGCCGUGGUCGUCAAUGAUCUGGAGGAUGCGGCCGCAGUGGACUUUCUCUUCUCGGAGGGACUGAUAUUUUGGACGGAUGUCAGUGAAGAGGCUAUUAAACAGACCUACUACAACUUCUCUUCUACCUUUAUAAAGGAGGCCACACUGGGCAGAGGGCAGACUGCGGUGGUUUCAGGUCUUGAUUCGCCUGACGGCCUAGCCUGCGACUGGCUCGGCCGCAAACUCUACUGGACCGACUCGGAGACGAACCGCAUCGAAGUGGCUAACUUGGACGGCACCUCUCGCAAGGUCCUUUUCUGGCAAGAUCUGGACCAGCCCAGGGCCAUAGCAUUGAACCCUGCCCAUAGGUACAUGUACUGGACGGACUGGGGGGAGGAGCCAAGAAUUGAGAGGGCGGGCAUGGACGGUACCAGUCGACAAAUCAUCGUAAAGACUGAAAUCUAUUGGCCCAACGGAUUGACUAUUGACCUAGAGGAGCAGAAGCUUUAUUGGGCGGAUGCCAAGCUCAGCUUCAUUCACAAGGCCAACUUGGAUGGCACUGCACGGGAGGCAGUUGUGCAAGGGUCACUCACCCACCCGUUCGCCCUCACGCUUUACAACCAAACGCUUUACUGGACCGACUGGCAGACGCGCUCCAUCCACGCCUGUAACAAGCACACCGGGGAGAAGCGGAGAGAAAUUCUUAAUGGGAUUUACGCGCCGAUGGACAUCCAGGUGCUCGGCUCUGAGCGACAGCCCAACAUUCAAACUCCGUGCAGCGAAGGAAACGGAGGCUGUUCCCAUCUGUGCCUUCUUUCCCCCGUGCCGCCCUUCUACAGCUGUGCCUGUCCAACGGGGGUUCAACUGAAAGAGGACGGGAAGACCUGCAGACCAGGUGCCGAACAGGUCCUCCUGCUGGCUCGCCGCACCGACCUCCGACGAAUCUCUUUGGACUUACCCGACUUCACGGAUAUAGUCCUGCAAGUCCGAGACAUCCGCCAUGCAAUCGCUAUCGACUAUGACCCGGUGGAGGGUUACGUCUACUGGACGGAUGACGAGGUCAGGGCCAUCAAACGCUGCCGCAUCGACGGAAGUGAUGCUGAAACGCUGAUCACCAACGAAAUCGACCAUCCCGACGGGAUCGCGGUGGACUGGGUGGCACGCAACCUUUACUGGACAGACACGGGCACUGACCGCAUCGAGGUGACCAGACUCAACGGCACUUCUCGACGUGUGCUCAUAUCGGAGAACUUGGACGAACCGAGAGCCAUCGUGCUGGAUCCUGUGAAUGGGUUCAUGUACUGGACCGACUGGGGUGAGAUACCCAAAAUCGAACGGGCCAACCUGGAUGGCACAGAACGUGUCGUUUUGCUGAAUACUUCGCUUGGGUGGCCCAAUGGUUUGGCUGUAGAUUCCGUUGCAGGAAAGCUGUACUGGGGAGAUGCAAAGACGGACAAAAUUGAGGCAAUAAAUGUAGACGGCACCAAUCGGAUGACCAUUCUGGAGGACAAACUGCCUCACAUUUUCGGUUUCACUCUGUUGGGAGAGUUUAUCUACUGGACGGACUGGCAGCGGAGGAGCAUCGAAAGAGUUCACAUCCCCAAUGGCACCCGCGAGGUCAUCAUCGAGCAACUUCCCGACCUCAUGGGCCUCAAAGCUACGAAGGUCACGGAAACCUACGGUACCAACGGCUGCGCGGAAAACAACGGCGGCUGCAGCCAUCUGUGUUUCCAUCGGCCGCAGGGUCUCAGCUGCGCCUGCCCCAUGGGUCUGGAGCUCCUGAGUGACCUGCGGACGUGUGUUGUCCCAGAGGCCUUCCUGCUCUUUACCAACCGUGCAGACAUCCGAAGCAUCUCGCUGGGCACCAACAGCAAUGACGUGCCCAUCCCGCUCACCGGGGUCAAGGAGGCGUCCGCACUGGACUUUGAUGUUUUGGAGAAUAGAAUCUACUGGACCGAUGUUAGCACCAAGACUAUCAGUAGAGCCUUUAUGAAUGGCAGUUCGGUGGAACCAGUGAUCGAGUUUGGUCUGGACUAUCCCGAGGGCAUGGCCGUAGAUUGGAUGGGUCGAAACCUUUAUUGGGCUGACACCGGUACCAACCGCAUUGAGGUGGCUCGCCUGGACGGCCAGUACCGACAAGUGCUGGUCUGCAAAGACCUGGAUAACCCACGUUCUCUAGCACUGGAUCCCGCCAGCGGGUACAUGUACUGGACUGAAUGGGGAGGUCGACCCAGGAUCGCCCGCGCUCACAUGGACGGCAGUAACAUUGUGACGUUGGUAGACAAAGUGGGCCGAGCCAACGGGCUCACCAUCGACUACAUCGACCAACGUCUUUACUGGACAGAUCUGGACACCUCCAUGAUCGAAUCUACAAACAUGCAAGGUUUGCAGAGAGAGAUCGUUGCGGAUGAUCUUUCACAUCCUUUCAGUUUGACCCAGUACCGUGACUACAUCUACUGGACGGACUGGAACCUGCGCAGCAUCGAGCGAGCGGACAAGCGCAGCGGGUUGAACCGCACAGUGGUGCAGGGCCAUCUAGAAUACGUCAUGGACAUCCUGGUUUUUCACUCCUCCAGACAAGAUGGCUCCAACGAGUGUUCGCAAAACAACGGACACUGCGCCCACCUCUGCCUGGCGUCACCCUCAGGAGCCCAGUGUCGCUGUGCUUCACACUAUACCCUUGAGGCGAAUGGACUCAACUGCAGCUCGCCCUCUAGCUUCCUCCUAUUCAGCCAGAAGAGCUCCAUCAGUCGAAUAGUCCAAGGAGAACAAAGUCCAGACAUGAUUCUGCCCAUCCACGUUAUGAAGAAUCUUCGUGCCAUCAGCUUCGACCCCCUGGAGAGGUUGGUGUACUGGGUGGACGGGAGACAGAACAUCCGGAGGGCUCGAGAUGACGGCACUCAGGCAUCUACUGUGAUGACACCAACCAACCUCCACCCAAAGCAGCCCCACGAUUUGAGUCUAGACCCCUACAGCCGCACUGUCUACUGGACCUGCGAGGCAACCAACACGAUCAACAUCCAUCGCAUGGACGGGGAUGUCGUCGGAGAGGUCCUGAAGGAUGACGGGGACAAACCGCGUGCUAUUGUGGUGAAUGCUGAGAAAGGGUACAUGUACUUUACCACAGUACAGGAUCGCUCGGCUAAAAUAGAAGGUGCGUCUUUGGAUGGAACAGAGCGUGAAUCUCUUUUCACGACCGGACUGAGCCGGCCCGUAGCCCUGGCUCUGGACAACAAGCUGGGCAAACUAUUUUGGGUGGAUGCCGACCUGAAACGCAUUGAAAGCAGCGACCUGUCUGGGGCCAAUCGGAUCAUUCUCCAGGACUCCAACAUCCUGCAGCCUGUGGGCCUGACGGUCUUGGGUGAUCAUCUGUACUGGAUUGACAGACAGCAGCAGAUGAUCGAGCGUGUUGAUAAGCUGAACGGAGAGAAGAGAACCCGCAUUCAGGGCCGGAUCCAGUUUCUUACCGGCAUUCAUGCGGUCGAGUACAUGGAACCAGAAGAGUUUGCAUCUCACCCUUGUUCCCGUGACAACGGAGGCUGCUCUCACAUCUGCAUUGCUAAGGGAGACGGAACACCACGCUGCUCGUGUCCCACGCACCUGGUCCUGCUACAAAAUCUGCUUAGCUGUGGAGAACCUCCCACCUGCUCUAGCGAGCAGUUCACCUGUGCCACCGGCGAGAUCGACUGUAUCCCCAUGGCGUGGCGGUGCGACGGCAUCGCGGAGUGCGCGGACCACAGCGAUGAGAUGAACUGCCCUAUCUGCUCCGGUCUCCAGUUCCAGUGCGACAAAGGCCAGUGCGUGGACGCUCAGCUGCGAUGCAACGGAGAACCCGACUGCGCAGACGGCUCCGACGAGCAGGAUUGCGAGACCAUUUGUAUGCCCAAUCAGUUCCGAUGUGGAAACAGCCAGUGUAUCCUGAAAAAACAACAAUGCGACUCAUUCCCAGACUGCGCAGACAACUCCGAUGAGCUCUUUUGUGAUUUCACAACCCCCAACGAUCUCCCUCGGCACACCAGCACCAUCGGACCUGUCAUCGGCAUCAUCCUCUCUGUGUUUGUGAUGGGUGGCAUGUGUUUCGUGUGCCAGAGAGUCGUGUGUCGCCAUUACAAGGGCUCCAAUGGAGGCUUUCCACAUGAGUAUAUCAGCGGGACCCCUCACGUCCCCCUUAACUUCAUAGCGCCCACGAACACGCAACACGGCACUUUCACAGGUAUAUCCUGUGGGAAGUCUAUGAUGAGUUCAAUGAGUCUCAUGGGCAGUAGUAGCAGUGGGGCGCCUCUAUACGACAGGAACCAUGUAACGGGAGCUUCCUCCAGUAGCUCGUCCAGCACCAAAGGAGCGUUUUACCCACAGAUUCUCAACCCUCCUCCAUCGCCAGCAACAGAUCGCUCACUUUACAAUGCGGAAGUGUUUUAUUCCUCCACCAGUCCAUCCACAACUCGGUCUUACAGGCCUUACAUGCGAGGGGUCGCGCCCCCCACCACCCCCUGCAGCACAGACGUGUGUGACAGCGACUACACCACCAGCCGCUGGAAAAGCAAUAAGUACUACGUGGACCUCAAUUCAGACUCUGACCCCUACCCCCCACCCCCCACUCCACGGAGCCAAUACAUGUCAGCGGAGGAGAGCUGCCCUCCCUCGCCCUCCACGGAACGCAGCUACUUCCACCUGUGUCCCCCGCCGCCCUCGCCCUGCACGGACUCCUCAUGACACCUGGCAAGCAGCCACGCCCUGUACAUAGUUUUAAAUAGUCCAAACAAGAUUCUAUUUUAUUCUUUUCCACACGCUCGUUCGAGAAACAUUUCAGAUCGCCGGGGGAGAACGGGAGAUGCUUUUAAGGAUAUUCGCAAACGGAAAGUUGGAACAUUUUUGGCACGACUCGCGCGUUAUAUUCAAGUGUUUUUAAAGGUUCUUUGUGCCCCGUGAGCUUUGCAAUACACGAGUCCGUUAAAUAUCAACUUGAAUGCAAACGUCCCCAUUUCAGGAUGGUUAAAAUAACCUUUUUUGAGAUUGCUCUGAAGUAGUAUCAAACCAAAUCGUCAACAAACACCAAAACAAGAUGCUGCGAUGGAGUUGUACAUAUGUGUAAUUAGGUAAAUAAUAAUUGUUUUUCGUAAUGGCCAUGAGGUGUUGUUUUGAUUCUAUUCUAUGUGAAAAGGAUACGAUUCCAAGCGUGUGUUUGGCUUGUCCUGUUUACCAAAAGUGUGUCUGCUGCUAUUGUACAUAAUAAUAAUGAAUGAAACAGCCAGCUUAAACAUGUUUGUUUAUAAUGAAACUGACCAUAGACCAUUAUAUCAUUGUUUUGAUUCUCAUGCUGUUAAUCUCAUUGCAAAGAUCUUUAGUUGUGUAUAGUCCUAUCUGAUUAUACAUGUGAAAUUAUUUUGAAGGAGUGAACGUACUUAUAGACUUAGAGACUGUUUGGUUUCAGCUUCUGUCUUAAAGAGACAGUAACCAAACCUGGAUGCAAGAUCUUGUGUACUGAACUAUUUAAAAAAAGUGAAAUGAAAUAAUAAUAAUGUUACUAUGUUGCUAUGAUUUCAACACUUGGUCAAUUGUACCAUAAUACUAUGGUAAGAAAACGUUACUUUGUAAUUUAUCAAACAUGCAGUUUAGAAAAGAGUUUCAGGUUUUGUUUUUAGGGAAGGUAAAAAAUUCAACCAUUUCCCCAUAGUUCCUCAUAAACAGCAAGUUGUUUAUUCAGGUGAAAACAUGUCUUGGAGCAGAUUUAUGUCUGUUUGAUCAAAAUGGUCUAGAAUUGUAUUUUAAUUUUGUUGGCAAAUUAAGCACUUAACAAAAUGACUCUCGCGUUAAGACUAGAUUUGAAUUAGAUGUAGAAAAAAGGAGAUCAGCUGUAUGAUUAAAUGAGCUUCAUUUUAACUCGAACUGAUUGUUUUUACAGUAAUUCAUUUAACAGUGUCUUUUAAUGCAAAAAUUAGAUUCCCAUAAAAAAAAUCUUUAUCUAAAAAAGUUCUAUAUAGAUCAGCAUUAAAACUAUUAUAACCCUUAAGGUCGUUGUACCGCGUCAUCUGAUUGUGACUGAAUUGCGUUUGUUUGGAUUUUAUACCACUUUGGUUUGAACCUGUAUAAAUCAAACCAUCCACUCACACUGGGGGCUUUUGCUCUUCAGUGCACCAUCAAAUCUGUGUUUUGUGUACAAAUGCCUCAUAUAAUGCACACUUGUGACAAUUUUUGUAUCAAAAGCAUUUUUUAUAUAAUAAAGGUUUUAUUUUAAGAAAUGUG
This is a messenger RNA of Triplophysa dalaica, 6493 nucleotides long. RefSeq names its product low density lipoprotein receptor-related protein 5 (gene lrp5). Lineage: Eukaryota; Metazoa; Chordata; Actinopteri; Cypriniformes; Nemacheilidae. The coding region runs from base 116 to 4963 and encodes 1615 amino acids. The record is from RefSeq and is a predicted model, not a curated record. Gene Ontology annotation, molecular function: protein binding. The transcript has 24 exons.